Molecule: messenger RNA, 960 nt
Organism: Exophiala bonariae
Lineage: Eukaryota; Fungi; Ascomycota; Eurotiomycetes; Chaetothyriales; Herpotrichiellaceae
Exons: 1
Coding region: 1-960 (319 amino acids)
Source: RefSeq, a predicted model, not a curated record
AUGCAAAUGCUAAUAUCCAAACCCGAAAAUUGGGCCCUUGAUUCAACUAUCUUCGGAAUUGUGGUCGCGGGAAUUGCGGAAGGACGUAUAGGCGACUUAGCCGUCGCACGAAAGCACUCAAAUGCAGCUAUUGCCCUGUUGAAUUUGCGAGGCGGGCUCAGGGCUAUUCAAGACAUGCAAUUUCCAACAGGAAUGAUAAUACUUUAUGCAUACGUCACCCUUGGGGGCACACAGCUUUUCAGUAAUUCAACAAGACUUGGAACAGCGUCUGACACUCUCAAAUGCAGACUCCAGAUAUUUCAAAAAUGGAACCGCGAGAUCAGGACCAAUUGUUCAACAGGUAGCCGGAAACCCACGGCGACUGCACCUACAUGUGAAAAUUCUAUGCGAAAGGAUCCGUGCAUACCAGGCAGCCUGUGGUACUUCGGAACCUCUUCUGUUCUUCGGCCCUACGUGGAGAGCUCUUUCGUGGAUCGAGCAUCCAGCCAGAUAAGACCUUAUCUUGCCGUCUUAUACGCCAUCAACAGUAUGCUUUGGGCUUUACAGGACAAUGAAGAGGCAGCCAUAGAAUUUAUGGAUAGGGUAGUCCACCAAAUUGAGUUGAGCCAUCCAUCCUCGAAGGAUACCAACACUUCAACCACAACCUCCAUCGCAGGAUUGACGGUGAUGGCCCUACUCUUUGUGUUGGCGAGCGAAGCCACGAACCUUGGACACUGGAAGUCAUCAGAGGAUGCGGCGUUUCGUAGUUGGGAGAUCAUCGAGUUUGUUGAAUUGGUGAUGCUUGCGUCGCACCAAAGUCGGAAAAGGAUCGUAGCUUCGAUGGCAUCGUGGCUGAUCACUGACUUGCAUAACCCAGACGGGCUUCUGCUAAUCGAAGAUUCUGAUUUUGAUGCCAUGGAAGAUGAAGUUGAAAUUCGCUACUUUACAGAUAAUCGCUGGUUGAGGGAUAAUACUACGUGA